This is a messenger RNA of Colias croceus (clouded yellow), 978 nucleotides long. RefSeq names its product serine protease snake-like. Bases 1 to 966 code for a protein of 321 amino acids. NCBI's taxonomy places the organism in Eukaryota, Metazoa, Arthropoda, Insecta, Lepidoptera, Pieridae. The transcript is spliced from 7 exons. The record is from RefSeq and is a predicted model, not a curated record. Gene Ontology annotation, biological process: proteolysis. Gene Ontology annotation, molecular function: serine-type endopeptidase activity.
AUGCACGAGGAUCCGUGUGCAAAAGUUGUAUUACCAAAGCCACGUAUGACCGGCGGAAGAAUCAGUGAGCAGAAAUGCGCUCAGUAUUUGUCAGAAAUGUUAAACCGAGACACAUUACGCGAUAGAGAAGAAAGAUGUCUUAUGAAACAAGGCAAAGUUUCAAACCACAGAUCAAGAUUCGCGAUAAUAAGUAACCAUGCGACGAAACCUGGCCAGUUUCCACAUAUGGCUGCGUUAGGAUGGCGCAGAAAACGAGGGAACAAGCUUCUGUUCCUAUGCGGCGGUUCCUUGAUCAGCCCCAACUUUGUAUUGACAGCUGCUCAUUGCACUUCUAUAGCGACCAAAGACCUGGUCACUGCUGAUCCGGAAAUCGUUCGUCUUGGUACUAGAGAUAUUAAGCGGAUUAAAUAUGAAACUCCCGUCGACGUUAACAUUAAGAGAAUCAUCCGGCAUCCAUACUGGGACUCCCCAAAGAAAUACUACGACAUUGCGUUGUUAGAACUGGAAACACAAGUGCAGUUCACCAAGCUGAUACAGCCAGCUUGUUUGCCGCUACAAUUCUUUAAAGCUGUCAAUGCCACGGUCACUGGAUGGGGAGCUACAGACGCAAGAUUAGCGUCACAAGCGUCAACAUUACAACUAGGGCGCGUGGACAUCAUAGGCACGAAAUUGUGCGACAAGCUCGGCUUCAUGUACCGGGAUAGAAACUGGUGGGGCCUCAUGGAGCACCAGAUGUGCGCCGGCAAGAUACAGGGAGGGGUGGAUACUUGUCAUGGAGAUUCAGGAGGACCACUUCAAGUGGAACUCAAAAAGACGCAGCACGAAGGAACUAUGCACAUGGUCAUUGGAAUAACUUCAUUUGGAUUCCAGCGGAACAAGUGUGGUCAGAAAGAACAACCUGGUAUUUAUACUAAAGUGGCCAGCUUUGUUGACUGGAUAGAGGGUGUUGUUUGGGCUGGCCAAUAAAAUAAUAAGUAA